This is a messenger RNA of Ipomoea triloba (trilobed morning glory), 1891 nucleotides long. Its product is annotated as DNA-binding protein BIN4-like. The coding region runs from base 308 to 1567 and encodes 419 amino acids. Lineage: Eukaryota; Viridiplantae; Streptophyta; Magnoliopsida; Solanales; Convolvulaceae. Gene Ontology annotation, molecular function: double-stranded DNA binding. The record is from RefSeq and is a predicted model, not a curated record. Gene Ontology annotation, cellular component: DNA topoisomerase type II (double strand cut, ATP-hydrolyzing) complex; nucleus. The transcript has 12 exons. Gene Ontology annotation, biological process: chromosome organization; DNA endoreduplication.
CCCAUCAAACACACCCUGUCGCCCGUCGUUAGCCUGUAAAGUGUAAACAAUUCUCUUCCUCAUCGGAGCAAGCGGACGAAUUAAAACAUCGCCAUAGCAAUAUAGCUUGAAGGUUUUGUGAGAAAUUUCUUCUAGCUUUUCUUCAUAAGCUUAUCGCGUUAUCGCUGCUUCGGAUUCACCAAUCACCCUCAAUCUCAGUUCUCACUCUAUAUGUCUUAGUCUCUCACUCUAAACAACCGACCGUAAAUGCUCGCCCGUAGACAAAUUCUUAGCUAAAUUUAUUUAUAUUUUCUCCUUCAAGCUCAAAAUGAGUACCUCAAGAGAAGAAUCUCCAGAUUGGCUUCGUUCUUUUAAGGCACCUACUCCUGUAUCAUUAUCGUCGGAUUCAGAGUCCCCUUCAAAUGAUAGUGAUGAGGACGGAAUGAGUCUCGGGAAAUUGUUUUCCAAAGAUAAAUCCAAUACAAUUGAGACUAAAAACAAUUUGGAUGGGAAUGACACGUUGGUUUACACGCCUUCUAAAGAAAAGUUUCCUGCUAAGAAGGCAAGAGUGGAGCAUACACCAGGUGGAAAGAGGAAGAGAGAAAGUCAACUUGAAAAUAAAGGAAAAGAUGAUGAUUUAAAGGUCAUUUCUAAGAGAAAAGCUACAGAGAAGCUUAUUUCACAUGAGGAACCUGAACAUUCAGUCUGGAGUCUCUCAUCCGACUCCAUGUCUUGUCCUGAUACCAGUCCUGUAAGAGAGGGCCAUAUCCUUGAUAAAGACUUACUUGCACAUAAUGAAGCUCAAGACAUGAAAUCUGAAGGAACAAAAGAUCCAGAUUUCCUUGACAGUGAUGGAGAACCUGCCCCCACCAAGGAUUUGAAGAAGAAAUCUCCGAAAAAACAAUCUGAAAAAGAUAAUCACACACCAAAAAAGAAGCAGAAAGUAGAAAAGACUAGAAAUGAGGAUGCAGAGAAUAAAGCUAAUGCUGAUGUCCUAGAGGAAGAUAUUCCAGAGAAGCAUAGUGGAACACAUGUUUCAUAUUCAAGACUCCCUUUGUUACUUCCUGAGAAAGUACAAAGGUUAAAGGCACUUGUGGAGUGUGAUGGUGAUUCCAUAGAUUUGAGCGGCGAUGUGGGCGCUGUUGGGCGGGUUGUAAUCUCAGAUAAUCCAUCUGGAAGCAAUGAAAUGCUUUUGGAUCUAAAAGGAACCAUAUACAAAACGACAAUAGUUCCUUCCAGGACAUUCUGUGUGGUAAGCUUUGGUCAAUCAGAAGCAAAGAUUGAAGCCAUCAUGAAUGACUUCAUCCAAUUGACGCCACAAUCAAAUGUUUAUGAAGCUGAAACAAUGGUUGAAGGAACUCUUGAUGGAUUUUCAUUUGAUUCGGAAGAGGAGCCUGACAAUUUGCCCAAAAAGGCUGCUGAAGGCAAUCAAAAUGAAGCCAUUGAGGAUGAAACAAAUGGAAAAACAGAACGAAAAGCUAAAAAAUCAUUAGGGGCUGAGCAAAAGAAGGGCAAAACUGGAGGGGGCAAGCAACCAAAGAAAGCAAAAAAGAAACCUCAAGUCACAAAGAAAAACAAGAAAAAAUGAGAAGGUUGUUUUUAACUUCUUCAUAUCGUGUACAUUUUCUUAAUUUUCUUGGCUUGUAUUCCUUUUUUUUUUUUAGCAAGCUUCAAUUGUUUUACAGAUUUCUGAAAUCCUAAUUAUCAAUUGGUUGGUAGGGAGCCCAAGCUUGAUAGAAAGUGCUCUUGGUGCAACUUAAACUUCUAAUGAAGCCCCUAUCAUCUCUAUUCUCUGUGAAUUUGAUUACAAUUGUGCAUGCAUACACAGAAUUGAAUGUGUAAAAAAAAUCUCUAUAUACGUAUCAUAUUCACGUAACUGAAAUCAUUACGAAUACUGACUUUUUAUUAUGAA